AUGAUCGUGGCGCGGGUGGCUGACCGUCAUAGCCUCAUAGGUAACGUGACGCGGGAGGGGGACACGCGCGAGUUGAGACGAGGGGGGAGAGGACGGGUCGUCGCGAGGCCGCCCUUGCUCGAAGGUGACACGACAAUUAACGCCGCGCGGUCAUUCCACCGCGCGCUGGCGCGAUGUCAACGAUUCCGAUCAUCCUGCAGCGAUAGGACGCAUGGACGACCGCGUCGCGGACCGUCCGCGCCCCAAGGUUGCCGCGUGACUCGCGAUGUUAUUACCUACCUGUAUUACAUUACAUACUGUUUCUGCACGAAAAUGUUUAUAUUCACUACGUUAUCAAAGAAAAACUUUUGA
This is a messenger RNA of Arctia plantaginis, 351 nucleotides long. NCBI's taxonomy places the organism in Eukaryota, Metazoa, Arthropoda, Insecta, Lepidoptera, Erebidae. The record is from the annotation of a GenBank genome assembly.